UUGACUAACAAGGCAGACUCAUCAUUCAGUAGCAAGCGAAUGAUUCAGCUUAACUUUGCGGGGGGGGGGAAUCUGCAACCUAAUUAAAAAGGUGUUUUGGAAGAAACAAAAAAAUGCUUCAUUUUAGCCUUCCUAAAAUGUCUCUUGAAAGCGUUUGUGACUCAAGAAUACUGAAAUAAUAGCCCUAAGAAGAGAAAAGUGGUAAUUGUUAUCAAGUGACACUCCCUCUACCUGUGGACAUCUUCCACACAACUUAAAGAGCAGAUUUAGGAAUAUGAAGUUACCAAUAUCCUUUCUCCUGAUGCUGCUUUCCAUGAACAUUGUCCAUGGUUAUUAUCCUGAACGAUUUCAGAAACAAUCCAGUGGACCGAUGAACAGCACUCCUUUUCUACCUUUUAAUAUGAAAAGUCAAGCUUUACAGCCAAGGGGAGGACAAGGGCCUCCUGGUCCAGCAGGCCCUCCUGGUCCAAGAGGCCUACCAGGCCCUUCAGGAGCUCCAGGAAAAGCAGGCUAUGGAAGCCAAGGGCCUCAAGGGGCCCCAGGACCCCCAGGACUAUCAGCCGUUGGAAAGCCAGGACUGCCAGGUUUGCAAGGAAAACCAGGGGAGAGAGGACUAUCUGGAGACAAAGGAGAUAUGGGCCCUGCUGGUCACCCAGGGCCAAGAGGACCCCCAGGAGCCCCUGGAAUUCCUGGUCCAGCUGGGAUAUCGGUUGCUGGGAAACAAGGACUGCCAGGGCCACAAGGGCUAAGGGGCAUCCCAGGAGAAAAAGGUGAGCCAGGCAUUCCAGGUAUAAAUGGACAGAAGGGAGAAAAUGGAUAUGGGGUUCCAGGUCGCCCAGGGGAAAGAGGUCUGCCAGGGCCACAGGGGCCUUCAGGAUCCCUGGGACCUGCAGGGAUAGGGAGGCCUGGGGAAAAAGGAUUUCCAGGUCAGCCGGGUAUUAAAGGGGAUAGGGGCUUACCAGGCACCCCAGGACCAAUUGGCAUCCCAGGUCCCCAAGGCCUUCGUGGGGAACCUGGAGAACCAGGAAUAGGAAAACCUGGGCCAAGUGGACCACCAGGAAUACCAGGAAUACCGGGAGCAAAAGGACUUCCAGGUCCCUUUGGCCUGACUGGGCCUCCUGGUCUCCCAGGAUUUGGAAAACCAGGAUUGCCAGGGAUGAAGGGUCAGAGAGGACCUGAAGGCCUCUCUGGUGUUCCAGGAGCAAAGGGAGAACAAGGCCCAGCUGGUGCUCCAGGUGAACCAGGACCAGUUGGACCAUCUGGGAAUGUAGGCCCUCAGGGGCUCAGAGGUGCAGCUGGUGAAAAUGGCAUACCUGGGCAAAAGGGUGAAACAGGCCUUGCAGGUCCAGCAGGGCUCCCAGGUGUUAAAGGAGAGAGAGGUCUACCUGGACUGGAAGGGAAAUCAGGGUAUCCUGGGGAGCCAGGGCUUCCUGGCCCAAAAGGACAUCCAGGUUUGCCAGGCCUUAAAGGGGAUACAGGCCAUGCUGGGUCACCUGGCCUGCCUGGACCAAUGGGAUCACCAGGACCUAAAGGAGUGGCAGGAGUCAAUGGUGAGCAAGGCCCAAGAGGACCACUAGGGAUACCUGGUACAAGAGGACCAGUUGGGCCUCCAGGUAUUCCAGGAUUCCCUGGCAGUAAAGGGGAAACAGGUGCACCAGGGUUACCAGGCCCCAUUGGUAUUGCUACAAAGGGCUUAGAUGGGCCUAUGGGACCUCCAGGACCACCAGGCCCCAAAGGCCACGAUGGGGAGCCUGGAUUGCCAGGUUCUCCAGGUCCACCUGGUCCUCCAGGACAAGCGAUACUGCCAGAAGGCCAGGCCCUGGCAGGAGUGCCUGUUAUGAAAGCAGGUGCAGUUCAAGGUCUAACUGGCAUGCCAGUGUCAGCUUUCACUGUCAUUCUUUCCAAAGCUUACCCCGCAGCAGCUGCCCCUAUCAGAUUUGAUAAAAUUUUGUAUAACAGACAACAGCACUAUGACCCCAGCUCAGGCAUCUUCACUUGCAGAAUACCAGGACUUUAUUACUUUGCUUACCAUGUGCACGUGAAAGGAACACAUAUUUGGGUUGGCCUAUACAAAAAUGGCUCACCCAUCAUGUACACCUUUGAUGAGUAUAAGAAAGGAUACCUUGAUCAGGCUUCUGGUAGUGCUGUUGUUGACCUCAUGGAAAAUGAUCAAGUCUGGUUGCAGCUGCCCAACAAUGAAUCAAAUGGCUUGUUUUCUUCAGAGUACGUUCACUCCUCCUUCUCAGGUUUCUUAUUUGCACAAAUGUAACAUCCUGACACUCCAAAAAUAUAGUACCUUAGUAUGUGUGUUUCUACUUCUAGAUGUCCAGCAGAGACUAGCUAAAGAAAGUGUGGACUCAAAGUUAAAUUUCUAAGGCAAGUGCUACAUGAUGUGUGUCUUUUCAAAAGACAUUUUUAAGUAGGGGCGGGGAGUCUGUCUGUGGCUCUCCAGAAUGCUGCUGGACUCUGACUCCCAUUAGUACCAGCCAAUUGUCAGAGAUGAUGGGAGAUAUAGUUCAACAACAUCUGAAGGGCCACAGGUUACUCAUCUCUCUUUUAAUCAUACACCCAACACCCACUCUAAGUGUGACUUAGUUGGAUUCAAUCCAAGGAAUGCUAUAUUCGGCAUUAAACUUGCACACCUAUUUGGCAUUACAAUCAGCAUAUGCAGUGAUUUCCCCCCUGUAACACUAGCAUAACCUUCCGUACUGUAUUGCCAUGACACCCUAUACAUUCCAUCCCAAGCAUUUUCAUGCUAACACAAUAUGGUCUAAAAUCAAGUCAUCAGUCAUCUAACAGAUUACACAUUGGCAACAGUUCAGAUAUAAUCAUGUACAAUUAUCCAUAACCAACAGCUAGUGACACUGGUGGGGAUUUGCAAAACAGGAUGCAGUUCAGCCACUUCUGUGGGAUCCAAAUGAGCUUUGCAAUAUAGAGGGCAUAUUCAUCCAGAUGUUCAGGUGUGCAGUUUAGCAUACUGAUACAACAUUCAAUGUCUAGAACUGGCCUAGUACAAUUUUGGGUAAUUGAUCAUUUAACUCAAUUAAACUCACAAAAUAUAUUGCUACCCCUACAGAA
This is a messenger RNA of Rhineura floridana, 3078 nucleotides long. RefSeq names its product collagen type X alpha 1 chain (gene COL10A1). The coding region runs from base 275 to 2269 and encodes 664 amino acids. The transcript has 3 exons. The record is from RefSeq and is a predicted model, not a curated record. Lineage: Eukaryota; Metazoa; Chordata; Lepidosauria; Squamata; Rhineuridae. Gene Ontology annotation, molecular function: protein binding.